Molecule: messenger RNA, 846 nt
Organism: Letharia columbiana
Lineage: Eukaryota; Fungi; Ascomycota; Lecanoromycetes; Lecanorales; Parmeliaceae
Exons: 3
Coding region: 1-846 (281 amino acids)
Molecular function (GO): hydrolase activity, acting on carbon-nitrogen (but not peptide) bonds, in linear amides
Source: RefSeq, a predicted model, not a curated record
AUGGCGAUCGCGGCAGUGGGCCAGAUAUGUUCGACGGCGAGCAUGUCCAACAACCUCGCCCAAUGUCAGAUGUUGGUCAGAAAAGCUGUUGCAGCUGGCGCAAAGGCACUUUUCCUGCCCGAAGCAAGCGACUACAUAGCGUCCUCGCCCGCAGAGACAGUGUCUUUAGCUCGUUCUACAGAGGACAGCCCUUUCGUGAAAGGUCUACAACAUGAGGCUCUCCAAGCAAGGUUGCCGAUUAAUGUUGGCAUUCAUGAGCCAGCGACCGGAGGGAAAAGAGUGAAGAACACGCUCAUUUGGAUCGAUGAGGGAGGAGUUAUUACUCAGCGCUACCAAAAACUCCAUCUUUUCGAUGUCGAAAUCAAAGACGGUCCUUCAAUAAUCGAAAGCAAAAGUGUUGAGCCCGGCUCCUCUAUCCUGCCUCCUUUCCCGACCAGUCUCGGCUCGAUGGGCUUGAUGAUAUGCUUUGACCUGCGGUUUCCCGCACUGUCUGUCCGAAUCCGUGAUCUCGGCGCUCAAAUUAUCACAUAUCCGUCCGCCUUCACAGUGCCGACAGGCAAGGUACACUGGGAAACGCUCCUUCGGGCCAGAGCCAUUGAGACGCAAUCGUACGUCAUUGCUGCUGCACAAGUCGGGCCGCAUAAUGAGAAAAGAGUGAGCUAUGGGCACAGUAUGAUAAUCGAUCCCUGGGGUAAGAUUGUCGCCGAGGCGGGUGGUGUGGAGGAAUGGAAGGGCGAGCCGGAGAUCAGCGUGGGUGAGGUCGACUUGGGAGAUUUGGAAAAGGUGAGGAAGGAGAUGCCUCUGCAUCUUAGGAGGGAUGUUGUCGACGUUGUGGAGACUAAUUGA